Messenger RNA from Enterobius vermicularis (human pinworm), 1515 nucleotides. NCBI's taxonomy places the organism in Eukaryota, Metazoa, Nematoda, Chromadorea, Rhabditida, Oxyuridae. The record is from the annotation of a GenBank genome assembly.
AUGGAACAACGAGAGGUAUCACCAAUUCGUGCGGAAAAGCCCAGCAAAUCUAGCGAGCCAAUUCCUUUCGAUGAAUACGCAAAUAUAGCUGCGCAGGAAGGCGAUGGGCGUUUGUUUAAAAUGGAGGUUGAUUAUACUUCUCAGGUUGAUGAAGCUUUGCCUAAAGCUGAUGCAAUUGCCAAAACAGGAAAUGUGGCUGCAGCUUUAGAAUCAUUAUCGGGAUUGGAGAAGCAAACUCGUAUCGGGUCAGAUAUGAAAUCCAACACACGUAUAGUACAGCAUAUGGUGAAGCUAUGCUUCGAAGGUGGAGAUUGGACACUACUCAACGACACAAUUAUGUUGCUUUCAAAAAAACGCUCACUCAUCAAAGUUGCAAUAACCAAAAUGGUACGAGAUUGUUGUGAUAUGAUUGAUCGGACACCAGAUGAGCAGGUCAAACUUAAACUUAUUGAAACCUUACGCACAGUUACUGCAGGAAAGAUUUAUGUUGAAGUUGAACGAGCCCGGCUUACCGGUCGUUUGGUUAAAAAGUUGGAAUCUGAAGGUAAACUUGACGAGGCUGCUACAAUGCUGCUUGAGCUGCAAGUUGAGACAUAUGGUUCUAUGGAGAUGAAAGAGAAAGUCGGCGUAGAAUUUCUUUUGGAACAGAUGCGGCUCUCUGUUACUAGGAAAGAUUUUAUACGUGGUUCGAUAAUAUCUAAAAAGAUUUCCACUAGAUUUUUUGAGGAUAAAGGCGAAGUGAUUCAAGAUCUGAAAUUGAAAUACUAUGAUCUUAUGAUUAAAAUUGGUCUCAGUGAAAACUCUUAUCUAGACGUAUGCGGUUAUUACAGAGCUGUUUAUGAUACUCCACGAAUACAGGCUGAUGCCGAAAAAAUGAAGAGAAUUUUGAAAUGCGUCGUGCUGUAUGUCCUGUUGUCACCUCACACAAAUGAGCAGUGGGAUACUCUGCAUCGAAUACGUGGGAUAAGACAGCUGGAAUUAAUUCCUGAAUAUAAAAUGUUAUUGGAACUAUUUGUAAAUGAAGAAAUAAUAGCGUGGAAGGCAUGUUUUUUGUUUGCUAUUUGUAAACUUGAAACCAUAUUAGCUCAAUAUGAGAAACUGUUGCGAGUUGGGUUACCUACUAGUCGAGCUACUGACGUUUUUGAUUCAAGUGAGAAGGGUCAGGAACGUUGGCGUGAUUUGCAAACGAGAGUAGGAGAGCACAAUAUGCGAAUGAUAGCAAAAUACUACACUCAAAUUACUUUUGACCGCAUGGCUGAACUACUCGACUAUCCUCCUGAUGAAAUGGAAAGUUUUCUAUGCAAUAUGAUUGUAAGCGGUGCGAUACCUGAUGCUAAAAUUCAUAGGCCAAAAAGAAUUGUUAAUUUGAGAGCACGUAAAGCGCAUAUUGAGCAGUUGGACCAGUGGGGAAGUUCGGUUCGGAAGUUAACAGAUAUACUGAAUAAAGUAGCUCAUUUGAUCUCAAAAGAAGAAAUGGUUCAUCGUCACUUGGAAGAACCUCAAGUUUCUGCCUAA